Molecule: messenger RNA, 4641 nt
Organism: Hirsutella rhossiliensis
Lineage: Eukaryota; Fungi; Ascomycota; Sordariomycetes; Hypocreales; Ophiocordycipitaceae
Product: nitrite and sulphite reductase 4Fe-4S domain-containing protein
Exons: 4
Coding region: 1-4641 (1546 amino acids)
Biological process (GO): amino acid biosynthetic process; sulfate assimilation
Cellular component (GO): sulfite reductase complex (NADPH)
Molecular function (GO): 4 iron, 4 sulfur cluster binding; FMN binding; heme binding
Source: RefSeq, a predicted model, not a curated record
AUGUCGUUUCUCUUCAGGCAAGAGUCGUCACCCGAAGGCGGCACCAUGGAGGCGUCUCACUCGAUUCGGACGCCCGAAGAGGCCGCGGCCAGAAUCGCCUACCUCUCCAGCGAUGUCAUCAUCUCCGUGCAGCCGUCGCUGGCUCGAGACUCAGACUUUUCUCCCCAUCUUAAGCGAUACGCCGGCCGGAGAGAUCGCGGCCUGGUAGCCGCCACUGCCGAUGCUGUGCCUCAAAUCCAAUCCGUGCGACACAACGCAGACCCGUUGCUCUCCGUCUUCGCCCCCAUUCGCUCUGGAAAGCUCGUCUCCGUCACUACUCCCUCUUCCGUCCUCCUGCCUGCCAUUUCCCAUCUCUACAAGCUGGCCAACUAUCCCGUCGUUCUCCAUGUCUCUCUCGCGCCCCACAACCGCUCCGAUUACUUGACCAUCACCUCUAUACGAAACUCCGGAUGGACCUUCAUACAGUCAGAAACCUUGCAGGAGGUCCAGGACAUGGCCAUUACGGCACACGCUUUGGCUGUACGCACGGGCAAAGGCGUCAUUCAUUUCUUCGCCUCUGCCUCCGUCGUCGACGAACCCAUCGGUGUGGAGGAUGCCGCCGUGGUGCGUACAAUCCUCGACAUCGAGAGCGUGAGGAGAUUCCAAUCCGGCGGCAUUGCCGCCUCAGAAAUCUAUGCCGAUGAUGGCCGUGUUGCCGUUUCCUCGGACCACCCAGAGACGGCGCUGGCCAACGGCGCUUCUGGAAAGAAUGGUGGUCUCCAGCCUCCUGCUCUCGCCGAUGCCCAUAAGGCGGCGUCAGCGGGUACUUCGGUCAAAUCAAGCGAGGCCAGUGAAUCGUCCACGCCCGUGGCACCGUCCUCCGUCGCCACCACUGUUGAGGCUGUGCCCCCUCAGAUCUUGUCCGAGGAUAUAUACACCUGCGCGACUCGUAUCUGGUCCCAGAUUCACUUGGCGCUGGGGAGACAGUACAGUGCCUUUGAGUACACUGGACCCGACAACGCUGAGAACUGUCUGUUUAUCUUUGGCUCCAACACAGGUCUCUUCGUGGACACUGUCAGACAUGCCAAACCCGACGACAUAUUCGCCAAAGUGGGCAUUCUCAAGCCACGCCUAUACCGACCCUGGAUUGGCUCCAAGCUCACCGAGGUCCUUCCCAGAUCAGCCAAGAGAGUCGCAGUUCUAGAGCAGAUCCAUCGGGUAACCACAAAAUGGGGUCCUCUGCUCAUCGAUGUUCUGUCCUCUGUCCAUCGUGGACCCGGCGGUGUCGAGACUGUCGUUGGCUACCAGCUAGGCAACCUCGCUCCCGAGACAAUCGUUCAAGCUCUCCGCGGGGUCGUGCAAAACCUGACGGCUGAAAAGCCGGUUCAGAACCUCGAGGUUGGAGUCAGAGACGGGCAGCAGCCGCUGGCCGGCCCUGCGCUGGCUUCUCCACUGCUGGAGACUGCAUAUUCCAAGAUACUAGAUCAGCUUUUCGGACAGAGGGUCUACGUUGCCAAUGCGCUCAAGUCGAGCAACACCGGCAUCUCUUCAACGGUGUCGGCGAGUCCCGAGUUUGGGUUCGGGUCAUUACUGGCGCGUAAAGAGCAUCGGGUACGCUUUGUGGCCGAAGUCAAGGAGACUGCCGGCACUGCCUCGUUUGCAUCGGACGAACCGAAGAGUUGGCUAGCUCGAUGGGCAAUGAACGCCGAAGCCCUCGAGAAAUCCGAUGAAAUCGCCGACGACGUCGUCUCCCGCCUGGAGGCCGACGGGUCACAGGCAGCGCAGACUCUUCUCUCCAGGCGCAGCUUGUUCUAUAAAGAGUCUCUGUGGCUCAUCGGCUCCGAUGCCUGGUCACACGAUCUCGGAAACUCGGGAGUGCAUCACGUCCUGGCCUCGGGUGAGAACAUCAACAUGCUCAUCAUUGACUCGACCCCUUAUUCGGAAAGAGGAUCGGCCGACGCCAGCCGUCGAAAGAAAGACAUUGGCCUGUACGCCAUGAAUUUUGGAAACGCCUACGUUGCAUCCACCGCCGUCUACAGCUCAUAUACCCAGGUCCUGCAGGCGAUGCUUGAAGCUGACAAGUUCAAUGGCCCUUCGGUGGUUUUGGCCUAUCUACCCUAUUUUGGCGAGACAGACUCACCUUUGACUGUUCUUCAAGAGACCAAGAAGGCUGUGGAAGCCGGGUACUGGCCCUUGUAUCGAUGGAACCCCGAAAACGAGCAGAAAGGCGAGCCCAACUUUUCGCUCGACUCGGAGUUGCUCAAACGAGAAUUGAAGGCAUUCUUGGCUAGAGACAACCAGCUCACCCAGCUCAUGAGAAAGGAACCGAAUUAUGCUGCCAACCUGGCUCAGGAUUACGGAACAGAGGUGCGGGCCCAGCAGAAGAGGAGGGCCAGGGACGCUUACAGUCAGCUUUUGGAAGGCCUUUUGGGUGCUCCACUGACUAUUUUGUUUGCCUCCGACAACGGCAAUGCCUCGACUGUUGCGAAACGACUGGGUAACAGGGGCAGGGCCCGUGGUUUGAAGACGUUCGUCAUGGCAAUGGAGGACUACCCGGUCGAGGACCUACCUAGGGAGGAGAAUAUUGUGUUCAUCACAUCGACUGCUGGUCAGGGAGAGUUCCCACAGAAUGGACUACCAUUCUGGGACGCCGUCAGAGGUAAAGCAGACCUGGAUCUAGCAACCGUCCACUUCUCCGUCUUUGGCUUGGGUGACAGCCAUUAUUGGCCCCGGAAAGAGGACAGGAUUUUCUACAACAAGCCGGCCAAAGACCUCGACAGAGUCCUCGGAAACCUCGGAGGCCAGCGCCUGGCCGACAUUGGACUAGGCGAUGACCAAGAUCCCGAUGGCUACCAGACUGGCUAUCAGGACUGGGAGCCCAAGAUCUGGCAGGCACUUGGCGUGGACAAGGUCGACGGACUGCCGGAGGAGCCACCGCCGAUAACCAACGAAGAUAUCAAGCUGGCGUCCAACUACCUCCGUGGAACCAUUGUCGAGGGGCUGGAGGAUGCGAGCACCGGCGCGAUUUCGGCGUCUGAUCAGCAACUGACCAAAUUCCACGGCACCUACAUGCAGGAUGACCGCGACGUCCGGGACGAACGGAAAGCGCAGGGGCUGGAGCCGGCCUACUCGUUCAUGAUUCGCUGCAGACUGCCCGGCGGUGUGGCGACUCCCAAGCAAUGGGUGCAGAUGGACGACAUCAGCACCGUGUUGGGCAAUGAGACGAUGAAGCUCACGACGAGGCAAACCUUCCAGUUUCAUGGUGUCGUCAAGGGCAAGCUCAGGCCUGCAAUGCAAGCCAUCAACCAGGCACUCAUGACAACCAUUGCCGCUUGUGGCGACGUGAACCGAAACGUCAUGUGCAGCUCGCUGCCGACACAGUCCAGUUAUCACAAACAAGUCCACGCCUGCUCACAGAAGAUUAGCGAUCACCUGCUGCCUUCGACAACAGCGUAUCACGAAAUAUGGCUGACGGAUGAAAACAACAAGAAGACACAGGUAGCUGGCGAUGUCGUGCAGGAUUUCGAGCCGCUGUAUGGUCCCACCUACCUCCCUCGCAAGUUCAAGAUCACGAUUGCUAUUCCUCCGCACAAUGACACCGACGUCUUUGCUCACGACGUUGGCCUCAUCGCGAUCAAGGGCAGAGACGGAAACCUGGAAGGCUUCAACUUGCUGGCCGGUGGCGGCAUGGGCGCCACACAUAACAACAAGAAGACGUAUCCGCAGACCGGACGGAUGCUCGGAUUUUGCACGGCAGAGGAGGUCCAUGUGGCGUGCGAGAAGGUCAUGCUCGUCCAACGAGACUAUGGUGAUCGGAAGAACCGCAAGCACGCUCGUCUCAAGUAUACCAUCGACGACAUGGGACUUGACGUUUUCCGAGGAAAGGUCGAAGAGCUGUGGGGCAAGACUUUUGCCAAGGAGCGGCCGUUCGAGUUCAAAAGCAACAUUGACACUUUUGGCUGGCAGAAGGACGAGACGGGCUUGAAUCACUUUGCCUUCUUCAUUGAAAACGGACGGAUCGAAGAUACGCCCGAGUUCCAGAUGAAGACUGGACUUCGCGAGAUUGCAAAGGUGCACAGGGGCGAGUUUCGCCUCACGGGUAACCAGCACCUGAUCUUGAGCAACGUCCAGGACGAGGAUGUGCCGGCGAUGAAGAAACUGAUGCAGAAGUACAAGCUUGACAACAUUCAGUUCUCGGGCCUUCGACUCAGCUCGUCUGCGUGCGUGGCCUUUCCUACCUGUGGGCUGGCAAUGGCCGAGUCGGAGCGAUACCUGCCGGUGCUCAUAUCCAAGUUGGAGUCUUGCUUGGAGGAGUACGGGCUCCGCCAAGACUCGAUUGUGAUGCGCAUGACGGGAUGUCCCAACGGGUGUGCUCGACCGUGGCUGGCAGAGGUGGCGUUUGUCGGAAAGGCCUACGGCGCGUACAACAUGUACCUCGGCGGCGGAUACCACGGCCAGAGGCUGAACAAGCUUUACCGGUCGAGCAUCAAGGAGGAAGAGAUCCUGUCCACCAUGAAGUCACUUCUGAAGAGGUAUGCGCUGGAAAGAGACGAGGGUGAGAGGUUUGGCGACUUUUGCAUCCGUGCUGGUAUCAUCCAGGCUACCAGGGACGGAAAAGACUUUCACGACAACGUCGCCGAAGAAGAAUCCGAGGAGGAGUGA